AUGCAACGAUUUUAUGGCACUCAUCCAUUGUCGUCAUCAUUUGACGUUCAACGUUUCAUUUUAAUCUUGCUCACUGUUCACGAUAUUUUCGUCAAAGGACAAUACGUCGUUGAAGUGCUGGAACCGGCUCGUUUGGGCAUCCGACGUUCGGUGCAGCGAUGUGAGGCGACCGGUGCAAAUUUUGGUGCUGACAUUGCCACGUUCUCGUUCAGUCAUGAAGCCAUUGGAUGUGCAACACAUCCAGAACCACUUGAAGCGUGUACAGAACCUGUUGUGUAUCCUGUUAAUGCCACUCUGUGUGCCUCGAAUUUUGCAUUGGUCCCGAGAGGAAACUGUAGUUUUUCCGAGAAGGCAUAUCACGUCCAACGUGCCGAACCGACGGGAUUUCAAGCGUUGAUUAUCUACAACUCCGAAGGGAAACCUCCAAUUGAUAUGGCUGGUAGUAAAUAUGCUGACGCGGUCCGAAUUCCGGUGCUCAUGAUCUCUUACCAAUGUAUGAUAGCAAUUAACAUUACAUAUCCAGCUAGUCAAGGGUACAUCGUACAGAUCAAAGUAUCACCGGGUUACUACGAUUUGUUCCGAUACCUUAUUCCAUUUGUAGUCGUCGUAGGAUUCUGCUUCAUUGUACUGCUUAUCAGUUUGGCGAUACGAUUGUGUCGUGAGCGUCGACGCGUCGCUCGAAAACGUCUCUCGAAAAGGAAUCUUCGAAAGAUUCCAACGAAGAAAUUCCGGAAAGGAGACGAACCAGAAACGUGUGCUAUUUGCCUAGACGACUUCAUCGAGGGUGAAAAAUUGCGUGUUUUGCCAUGUCGACAUACCUAUCAUUGCAAUUGUAUCGAUCCAUGGUUAACUCAAAAUCGAAAAGUUUGCCCUAUGUGUAAACGGCGUGUCGGUGCAAAGAACUCGGAUUCUGAAUCAAGUGACGAUGAAAGACGACAGGAGGUAGCGUUUCCUGUUUUUUUUCUAAAUCUCGCUAUUCGCAACCUACAUCUUCUCGAAGCACAUCAGUUACUCAUACCUAUCUCGAAGACGAAGAAAGGACCGAAACUCCGAUUGCUUCUACUAGUCAAGUACUGGCAGAUGUACAUCACAGUGAUAUCGGCGGAUCUCGUGAACAGUUGGUGGAAACCGACGAGGUCGCAUUGCAAGGAGAAACGAGGAACAACGGACGAUGAGGCUGAGACGAAUACGCUUUCACAGUCACUCAAAAUACUGAAAGGAUUCUUCACGAAGUCAUCGUCGCGACCACCGAUGGAUGGAUCUGGAGAAGUGAACGAUGCUUAUGAAGGUGGAAGUACUCCUCCGGCAGACACAGUAUCUGUUGAAACGUCAAUUUUUUUUGAAGAUGUUUCACUCGAAGAAGGACGUGUGGACAAUGGUGAAAGACGUCGCCAUCCGGCUGGAUCGCAGGCAGUUGUCACCGAUCAGGUGCUACGUGAUGAAUCGCUGAGUGAUGAGGAAGUUGAGAGCCGCGAUGGACGCAUGAAGCGUCUACGUACAAGACGUGAACGCGGUGGUGAAAAGUGA
This is a messenger RNA of Cooperia oncophora, 1527 nucleotides long. The record is from the annotation of a GenBank genome assembly. NCBI's taxonomy places the organism in Eukaryota, Metazoa, Nematoda, Chromadorea, Rhabditida, Trichostrongylidae.